CUACAAAGUUUGUUUCAAGGAAAUGUACUUUGCUAGCAACAUCAGAGCUGAGGUCACGUCCUCGCUCAAUCCAGACCAGUGGGCUAAUGUAACCCCAGUUCAAGUCCGCAAGAUGGCGCGCAACACCGUCUCCUGGAGAGGAUGGUCAGCUGCUGGUGGAGGGGACACGUCGCCUUGGUUCAUUCAUCAUUAACUCAAAAUGUGGAAGAAAAAAAAAAAAAAGCAAUUCCCGGAACACAAUCGCCUGACCUAGUUCACGGACAGGACACAUCAGUUAGACGUGCCUCGGUGUGUUGACACACCUCUGCCUCACUUCUGAUAAGUCUUCUGCCUCGCUGAAACCUGAAGUGAGAUCUUCCCCACACCACGUGAAGGCAGCGCUCACGACGUCACUCUGAAUGAAAAAGUAGCGCUCAGCGCGGCUCAGCUGCGGUGCGGGGCAGAGGGAGGCGUGCGGGGCUGACAGGAGCAGCAGCACUUUGUCCAGAGCUGGGAACAGAACCAGGACAACCUCGCCAACACAAAUCGGUCGGGAUAACACCAAGUUGUGGCUGUGUAGUUUUUAGAAAAAAAAAAAAAAAAAAAACGUUCCCCCCCUCCCCAUUAUGGCUGACCAUCUUUUACAUUAUAGUGACUCAGCUGGGGUUGGGAACCGGUUCGCCCGCAAAGGUGCUUUGCGGCAGAAAAACGUGCAUGAAGUGAAAAACCACAAAUUCACAGCGAGGUUCUUCAAGCAGCCGACGUUCUGCAGCCACUGUACGGACUUCAUAUGGGGAUUUGGGAAACAAGGAUUUCAAUGCCAAGUGUGCUGUUUUGUGGUUCACAAACGCUGCCAUGAGUUCGUCACCUUCUCCUGUCCCGGAGCUGACAAGGGUCCUGACACAGACGACCCCAGAAGCAAGCACAAGUUCAAGAUCCACUCGUACGGCAGCCCCACCUUCUGCGACCACUGCGGCUCGCUGCUGUACGGCCUCAUCCACCAAGGGAUGAAAUGUGACACCUGCGACAUGAACGUGCACAAGCAGUGCGUGGUCAACGUACCGAGCCUGUGUGGGACGGACCACACGGAGCGCCGGGGUCGCCUCUUCCUCAAGAUCGAGGUCAGCAUGGACCGGCUACACGUCACAGUGGGUGAAGCCAGGAACCUGAUUCCGAUGGAUCCAAACGGUUUAUCAGACCCCUACGUCAAACUCAAGCUCACCCCCGACCCAAAGAAUGAGACCAAACAGAAGACGAGGACCAUCCGUUCCUCUCUCAACCCCUGCUGGAACGAAUCCUUCACCUUUAAGCUGAAAGCGUCAGACAAGGAUCGCCGUCUGUCCGUCGAGGUGUGGGACUGGGACCGAACCACCCGGAACGACUUCAUGGGCUCCAUGUCGUUCGGGGUGUCCGAGCUCAUUAAAGCUCCCAACAUUGGAUGGUACAAGCUGCUGAACCAGGAGGAGGGAGAGUACUACAACGUUCCCAUCCCCGAGGUGGACGACGUCAACCUGGAGCUCCGGCAGAAGUUUGAGGCCUGCCAGUUAAAUAUCCACUAUCUCAAGAAAGCCAAGCUGGGCCACGGUAAGAAGGUGAUAACGCCAUCAGACCACCGGCGGUUCAGCCUGCCUUCAGGUAACAUGGACCGGGUCCGACUGAGCGACUUCAACUUUCUCGCCCUGCUCGGGAAGGGCAGCUUCGGCAAGGUGAUGCUGGCGGAGAUGAAGUCAACGGAGGAGCUGUACGCCAUCAAGAUCCUGAAGAAAGACGUGGUGAUCCAGGAUGACGAUGUUGAAUGUACGAUGGUGGAGAAGAGGGUUUUGGCCCAGAGAGACAAACCGCCCUUCCUCACACAGCUGCACUCCUGCUUCCAGACUGUGGAUCGGCUGUACUUUGUGAUGGAGUACAUCAACGGGGGAGACCUAAUGUAUCAUAUCCAGCGUAUGGGUAAAUUCAAGGAGCCACAGGCAGUGUUUUAUGCUGCAGAGAUUGCUGUCGGUUUGUUUUUCUUGCAUCGAAAGGGGAUCAUCUACAGGGAUCUGAAGCUCGACAACGUGAUGCUGGACUCCGAGGGCCACAUCAAGAUCGCUGACUUCGGCAUGUGUAAGGAGAACAUGUAUGAAGGCAUGAGCACACGCACCUUCUGCGGCACCCCAGACUACAUUGCACCAGAGAUUAUAGCAUACCAGCCUUACGGAAAAUCGGUGGACUGGUGGGCGUAUGGUGUUCUUCUGUAUGAGAUGCUGGCAGGACAGCCUCCAUUUGAUGGAGAGGAUGAAGACGAGCUAUUCCAGUCCAUCAUGGAGCACAACGUGUCGUACCCCAAGUCCAUGUCCAAAGAAGCUGUGUCCAUCUGCAAAGGACUGAUGACCAAACACCCGUCGAAGCGUCUCGGCUGUGGCCCAGAGGGGGAGAUGGACAUCAGGGAGCAGGCCUUCUUCAGGCGCAUCGACUGGGAGCGCCUGGCAAACAGAGAGAUCCAGCCGCCAUUCAAACCCAAAGUGUGUGGCAAAGGAGCGGAGAACUUCGACAAGUUCUUCACACGCGCGCAGCCCGUGCUGACCCCUCCCGACCAGCUGGUCAUCGCCAACAUCGACCAGAGCGAGUUCGCCGGCUUCUCCUACAUGAACCCUCAGUUCAUCCAUCCAUCCCUGCACAGCGUCGUAUGAGGAGAGAGCAGGGAACCCCCCCACCGGCCCUCCCCACUCCAGCCCCCCCACCCAAAAAAAAGCAUGGACUGUCGCCGACUACAGGAUUCCCUCCAAAACUCCCACGGACGUCCCGCUGUCGAAAGACUCAUACCAUCCUCUACAGUAUUCUGUCUGCAAGUUAACGAUGACUGAGGAGAGUGAAGCCAAGUGUUGAAAACCAUGUGUGUGGGCGAGGAGAAAGUACAUGGCACUGAUGAUUUCUUUUUCUUUUUUUUUCUUUUUUUAUUGCAUUAUUUCCCCCAAACAUCUCACGACGUGUUCUUGAUUCUAUAUCUGUGUUUUUUUUCCUCCGAACCUGCAGCCUUUUUUCUCGUGUACGAAUGUGUGAAUCGGUGAUUGUGUCAUUAGGUAUUCAAGAUGCAAGCCCCCCCAUUUUUUUCCUUCUCGUCCUACUCACGUUGCCCCGUCUUACCGCGCAACAAGCUGCAAUGCACGACAAGAACGGAAACAUAUUUUUUCCGCUCCGUCUCCGGCUUUAUCUACUUCUGAACCGCUACACGUGUAUUUUAUACUUAUAUACCUUUUUGGAGAAAAAAAGACAAAAAAAGAGGUAGUGUACUGUUACUGAGUGCCAAAGUAGAAGUGGAAGGAAAACAUUUCUAUUCUUAAAAGUCCUUGUAAUGUUUUUUUUUUUGUUCCCCCCCCUCUGGCUUUCCAAAAACACUGUCAACACACUGAAAACCCUUAAACGGGGGGAUGUUUAUAUCUGUUGUUUUGUAGGACGUGGAACUACGCUGUGAUCUAACUCGACGUAGAGAAAACAGAGAGCACACCAUGCCGGCAGUCACAAGCAGCGCAGGCCUUGUUUUUUUUCACUUCCAAUGGGUGAGUUCGGUGUAUAGGGUCAGAAAAAAAAAACGGUGGAUCGGAGGAGAGACGGUGUUUUACAGUCUAAAGAUUCCCAUAUGCACAAAGCAGAUCUCUGUUGCAUGCUUAUUUUCUGACUCUGUACGAGCAGUAGACUCUAGGGCGCAGUACACGUCUGGUACCAUUGUAAAAGUGUAGUAUUACAGUAUAAAACUAUGUUGAUAUAUAAUUGUCGUCUUGUUCUGAGGAGAAGUUUUGGGGGGGGAGAAAAAUUGUUUUUGUUUUUUUUCGUUUUGUGUUCUGGCUCAACUUUUAACGUCCAGAGAGAUGUCGAAAACCUUCUGUUGUACGUCAGCUGUUUUCUUUGUUUUGUUUUGUUUUUUUCUGUAAAUAUGUUUUCAAAAAGAGAAGUUACUCGCGGAUUUUAUACUACGAACUGAAUGUGCUUUUACUACCAGUAGACAGUUUGAACAUUUCUAUGUUUAGAUUUCCCCUAAGAAGAAGAGUAUAUAUAGAUAUAUAUAUAUAUAUAUAUAUAUGUAUGAAAAAACGUUUGGCUGACUCUUUGGUAGCUUUGGUAUCAGCAAACCUUGUUAUAUGUAUUUCCACUGUUUACCCGUUAUUUUCUACUACUCAGUGUCAUGGAGAAUAUGCAGCACCUUCCGUGCGUGAAUCAAACCGUCGAACCCCCUCUUUGCCUUGGUCGUCUCAGGGCCGACAGUGGCUGUGACGCGUCUUUUCCCUUUUUUUUCUCUCGCGUAUAUUGUGUGCAUGCGUGAGGCGAGGUAUAAGCAUGAGAAAGACCCCCUGCAUGAUAUCCAGAGAUCCCGCCCCACCUCCUCUCUCCAGGUAUGGAGCAUGGAGUAUCCACGGAAUGAGACGAACCCCUCCGGCAUUGUGCGCUUUUUUUUCCCCCCCGUCUCCUCCUCACUCGCUGUCAUGUAGCCCGACUUGUUUGACUCUAUAGCUGAAGUAUAAGCAGACGAAUAUGUGUAAAAAAUAAUAAUAAUAACCGCUUCUGUUCACUGGUGCCAAACUCUUUUUUUUGUUUGUUUGUUUCCAGCCACGUGUGUGUGUGUGUGUGUGUGUGUGUGCCCGGCAGUGUUUUUUAUCCAGAGGCACACGGAAGGUAAGGGGUUUCAUGAAAACUGCCAAAUUUUAGGAAGCCCCCGAAAAAACCCCUAAACGAGUUACUUCACGCGUAGACUGAUGUCGCAGUUGUCACAUCUGGACCAAAAUGAGAUUUUGUAAGGUUAAGAUUAAGGUGAAUAAAUAGCUGAAUGUUUACAUGUCUCACAUUGAGAAUUGAAAAAUCAACCUUUGGACCCAUUGACAGAGAUAAUCACAUGUCAGCCAGGCCAGUCAGGGUACAGCACCACUACAAGCUACAGUUAGAGCCACAGGGAUGUUUGUACGUGUUUCCCUUCACUGCCCCCUGCUUUUGUUGACCUGAUUCUUCUUGUUCCUCUGUUUAUUGUGGUAUGAUGAAUACUGUGUAUAAAUAAAGUAUGAAAAAUAU
Messenger RNA from Acanthopagrus latus (yellowfin seabream), 5016 nucleotides. RefSeq names its product protein kinase C alpha type. Gene Ontology annotation, biological process: protein phosphorylation. The record is from RefSeq and is a predicted model, not a curated record. NCBI's taxonomy places the organism in Eukaryota, Metazoa, Chordata, Actinopteri, Spariformes, Sparidae. Gene Ontology annotation, molecular function: zinc ion binding; ATP binding; diacylglycerol-dependent serine/threonine kinase activity. The coding region runs from base 606 to 2648 and encodes 680 amino acids. The transcript is spliced from 19 exons.